CAAAUAUAAAAAAAAUGUUUUAUUUUGUUUUUUUUAAGUAAAAAUAAAUUUAACAAAACGUAAAAAAUAAUAAUGGCAGUGUUGCCCACCAUGAUAUUUAAAGUGCGCUUGAUUUAAAUAAUAAACACUGCGAAAUGCAUACAAUGCUAAAAGGAGCUUUUCUUGCACUCAGUGCAACUGCAAUUCCCGUGAUUUUGAACUACUUAAUCAAACGAAGACACAAAUUUAAGUUGAAAAAACUACAAGAUGAAAAGUGGGAACAAGACCGAAAUUAUUACCAUUGCAUUUUUAUAACUAUGAAAAACAUGAAAUGUUUAAGUCAUUUCAAUAGUGGCGCAGAAUGUGAAGAUGAUAAUUGUUCAAUCACACAUUUAAACACACUAUUGAGGUUCCUAGGAUCAGCAAAAUACUCCAUAUCUUUGUGCAUGUAUAUGCUCACAUUGAGACAAGUCACUGAUGAACUAAUUAAAGCCGAAGAUCGAGGAGUUAAUGUUAGAAUAAUCACCGACAAUGUCAUAUUCAAAAUGCAAAAUUCAAAGACCAAAUUACUAAAAGAAAAAUUUGGUUUUGAUGUUCGAACGCCCCCUUAUGAAGACUCAUUCAUGCAUCACAAGUAUUGCGUAAUCGAUGCUGAAGAUCCAGACUUGAAAAAAAUGUUCCUAGGCUCUUUAAACUUAACAGUCCAAGGAUGUGUAAAAAACUUUGAAUUUGUAUGCAUAACAAACAAUCCAUGGAUGCUUAACCGAUAUAAUGACGAAUUUGAGUCACUUUGGAAUACUUUUGAAAAUUCAACCCUAGUUUAGAGAUGUUUACUUUAAAUAAAAUUACAAAUACAUUCUC
Messenger RNA from Tribolium madens (black flour beetle), 840 nucleotides. RefSeq names its product mitochondrial cardiolipin hydrolase-like. Gene Ontology annotation, biological process: piRNA processing. The record is from RefSeq and is a predicted model, not a curated record. The transcript is spliced from 3 exons. Gene Ontology annotation, cellular component: mitochondrion. The coding region runs from base 135 to 803 and encodes 222 amino acids. Gene Ontology annotation, molecular function: RNA endonuclease activity producing 5'-phosphomonoesters, hydrolytic mechanism. NCBI's taxonomy places the organism in Eukaryota, Metazoa, Arthropoda, Insecta, Coleoptera, Tenebrionidae.